AAUCGCUAUGGCUCGUAGAAUAAGUGCACACAUUCUUAACUGAAUCGCGCUGUGUCCGGAGCAAAGGUGUCUCGCGCGACUUCAGCCCUGCGUUCGUGCCUCUCGCCAGGAAGAGGUUUUCUUCAGGAGCAGCAUAUCUCUUGACGAGGUCGAGAAUGAGACGCCAAGUCUAUCUCGUCGCGAUCUUGUUCGCGUCCCACAUGAUCGUUGCGCAUGGGAAGUAUGCUUGGAAGGAUAGAAGCAAAGGCUUGGAUGCAGACCAAGAGAAGAACAUUGUGAAUGUGAUCAAAUUAACCCCGGAUGAGGACCGGGCGAAGGAUACGAAGUACUACGAUGAAGUGAUCGAGGUCGUAGUCGGUGGGAUAGAGAAAGUUGCGAUGACCCUGCUGGAUGAUAAAGAAACUGAAGAGGAUCAGUCGGACACUCGGGAAAAGAAGAAAAGUUCUGAGGAUGAAAAAGAGAAGCCGGAUUCUGGGCAGGAUAAGGACAAAGAUUCCGAGAAAGCUGAGGAGGAGCCGCAUGCUGCAGAGGACUCGGACAAGCCGGAAACCGGUGGAAAAGACAAGGAUGCAGGGAAACCUGUUGAGCAGCCCGAUGCUGAGGAUGAUAAAGGCCAGCCCGCCACCGACGGAGAAGAAAUCAAUCCUGAGGGCCCUAAGAACAGGGAGGUCGAUGUCAACCAGCCGGAUAACGAAACGGACAGAGAGAUGUCAGACAUUCCUGAUCAGAAGGAAGAUCCUAAGGACUCCAAGAAGCAGGCGGAAGCCAAAAGAAAAGGAGGAGUCUCCGAGGGAGGGCAACAGCCUUUGGACGUCCCUGGAGAGGGAGGGCAGCCGAAGUCCGGGAAUGUAGAGAAAUUCAGAGCCUCUCUGAGGAGGUUGCUGAAAAGGGCAGCUGCCGCGAAAGACGCGGACAAGACGAAAGAUGCAGGAGAUAAGACCGACGACGACACCGCGAAGAAAGAGGCCGAUGCGGGAGACUCCAGCGGGAAGAAGAAGGCUGACGCGGAAGGCGCUAGCGAUAAAGGUCUCCUGACGACAACGUUCGUGUUCGACAAGAUUGAAACGUUGGAGAAGUUCGACUUCUCUGCGCCAAUUGAGUUCUUCGUCAGCAAGGGUGCACAGAUCCUUGAUGGAAGCGCAUUGGCGGACAAAGCCGACGACAUUAAACAAGCGAUAUACGACGAAAUGAAGGCGAAACCUGCCUUGAAGCUCACCGUUGAAGUGGUGAAUCAAGGCUUGGCCGCAUGGGCAAUCGUCCUGAUUGUCCUUGCGGUUCUUCUCGUUGUCGGUGCUGCAGGAUACCUCAUAAUGACAUACAUGAGGAAAUAGCGAGAUUUGUGAAAUAAAGGUCGAAUUUUUCGAAAA
This is a messenger RNA of Galendromus occidentalis (western predatory mite), 1367 nucleotides long. Its product is annotated as protein starmaker. The coding region runs from base 156 to 1331 and encodes 391 amino acids. The transcript has 8 exons. NCBI's taxonomy places the organism in Eukaryota, Metazoa, Arthropoda, Arachnida, Mesostigmata, Phytoseiidae. The record is from RefSeq and is a predicted model, not a curated record.